Messenger RNA from Hermetia illucens (black soldier fly), 940 nucleotides. RefSeq names its product phospholipid scramblase 1-like. Gene Ontology annotation, biological process: plasma membrane phospholipid scrambling. Gene Ontology annotation, molecular function: phospholipid scramblase activity. The transcript is spliced from 3 exons. The record is from RefSeq and is a predicted model, not a curated record. Gene Ontology annotation, cellular component: plasma membrane. Bases 214 to 813 code for a protein of 199 amino acids. NCBI's taxonomy places the organism in Eukaryota, Metazoa, Arthropoda, Insecta, Diptera, Stratiomyidae.
UCCAUAUCAAUGCCAUUUUUUAGCAAAUUCUUGUCAAAUUUUAAAUUUGCUUUAGAACAAAGUAUUUUCUAAUUUGUUCUUGAAUUAUUUAGAGCUUUUAUUAUGUAUUUGGAGGCUUAUGAAAAUUGGCAUUAGACUCUUUGGAUUCAAAUCCCAUGGUGUCGAUAUUGAACCGAAAAGAAACCCAUCAAUAGGCCAGAAGGAAGUUUUGGAAUGUCUACGCUUGGCCUCAGUCAAUUUUCCUCCAGUAAUGAAAUGAUUCUCGAGCAACAAAGCGUCAGAUGUUGUCCGAGGAUUAAGAAGGAGUACCUUGUGAAAAACCUGGCAAUGGAAAACAUCUUUUCUCUGGUAGGAAACGAUCGAUGGUAUUCUCUCUUUUUGUGUUGCCAAAAGACCGAAAUACGAUUAUUAGAUGGAGAGAAUGAAAUAGUUCGGUUUGUCAAUAAAACGGAGUGUUGCAGAAAAACCAUUGGCGUCUAUCUUCCUCCAAACAACUUCAUCGGCAAAGUUAAGGAGAAGCUGAAUCCCUUCCGGACCAAACUGGUUGUAAAAAACCGAAAUGGAGUCGUUUUUCUAAGAAUUCGUGGACCAGUGCAUAUAGCGAAUAUAAUUUCACCGAUAAGUGAGUAUGAGAUUUUUUCAGAAAAAGGUGAAAAAGUAGGAAGCAUUACAAGGCACUGGACAGGGUUCGUACGGGAAAGACUUCUUCAUCUUCACGCCUAUAGCAUUAGUUUUCCGUACGAAGCAGACAUCGAAACAAAAUCUAUUUUGCUAGCUGCAGCCUUGCUGAUUGACUUGCUCCUUUCAAAAUGAUUACGUGAUUAAACUGGAAAAUCUUAAAACACUUUUACUUUUAAAUGUCUGCGUUGUCAAUUUUUGAUAGGAUCAGGAUACUUAUUUUGUUAUCUUUUGAAAUAAAAGUAAAUAUUUUGCAAAAUAA